Mugil cephalus (flathead mullet) is the source of this 1035-nucleotide messenger RNA. RefSeq lists its product as uncharacterized. The transcript is spliced from 2 exons. Lineage: Eukaryota; Metazoa; Chordata; Actinopteri; Mugiliformes; Mugilidae. Gene Ontology annotation, biological process: response to bacterium. Bases 80 to 937 code for a protein of 285 amino acids. The record is from RefSeq and is a predicted model, not a curated record.
AUGAUCCUCUGUGGAGUGUGUAAGUUUCUUCACAUAAAUUAUAUUCAGGCGUUUGAUAAUAAUUUAGGCCAAGAAUUAAAUGCCGGGUUUCCUUUCUACAACAUUCUAUUUUUUUCGACCAGUUCAUUUGUCAGCUGCGAUCCAGUGUGGACCAGUCCACCAGGACACAGGGGUGAGAACCGCCACUGUUGGGACAAACGUGACCUUACAUUGCUUCUAUGAAAGCCAAGUGGCAAUGCACUUCUCCUGGUACCGACAAAGAUUUGGAAGCAGACCUGAGCUCCUGUCUAUCAUUUACAAAUAUGAUGAGCCGUCCAAAGUCUUCCAGUGGUUGGAGAUGAACCCUCGUUUCUCUGUGGAAAGGAAAGAAGGGACCAAUCAUUUAUACAUUUCUGACAUCCACUUCUCAGAUUCAGCUACAUAUUAUUGUGGAAGCUCACACUCCAACAUGGUGGAAUUUGGGGAAGGGGUCUUUCUGAGUGUUGAAGGACAAAACAACCAGGAAGCUGUUCAGGAACCAGUAACUGAGACCGUCCAGCCUGGGAGCUCUGUGACAUUCAACUGCACAGUUCAUUCUGGGACCUGUGAUGGAGAACAUCGCGUCUACUGGUUCAGACAUGGAUCACACCAAGGAAUCCUUCACACACACAGUGGUCAUUGUGAACCUGUCUCUGCUCCAGAGUCGCCUUCACAGAGAUGUGUCUACCAUCUGCAGAAGACCAACCUACGCGCCUCUGAUGCUGGAAUCUACUACUGCGCUGUGUCCUCCUGUGGGGAGAUACUGUUUGGUAAUGGAAGCAAGCUGCUCAUCAGAGAUGACGUUGUAGACCAAGUGGCACAGAUUAGAAUCUUAGCCUGGCUCUCUGUCAUUAGAGCUGGGUUUCUUUUCUUCUUUAUUACCAUUUGUCUGCUCGUUUUCAUCAGGAAGAGCAGGUGAAGCGUACUUUAGUUGUCUUAGUACAAAUCUCUUCCAUUCAUUUAAAACGGUUUUGUAUCUUACACUUUCAAUAAUUAAACUCCAAACUUGAUAAAGCU